Messenger RNA from Scaptodrosophila lebanonensis, 4344 nucleotides. RefSeq lists its product as uncharacterized. Gene Ontology annotation, biological process: regulation of transcription by RNA polymerase II. Bases 703 to 3762 code for a protein of 1019 amino acids. NCBI's taxonomy places the organism in Eukaryota, Metazoa, Arthropoda, Insecta, Diptera, Drosophilidae. Gene Ontology annotation, cellular component: aryl hydrocarbon receptor complex; cytoplasm; nucleus. Gene Ontology annotation, molecular function: protein dimerization activity; DNA-binding transcription factor activity, RNA polymerase II-specific; RNA polymerase II cis-regulatory region sequence-specific DNA binding. The record is from RefSeq and is a predicted model, not a curated record. The transcript is spliced from 10 exons.
AGAAGUAAAUAAAAUAAUAUAUAUGUAUGUACGUACCAUAUGUAUAUACAUAUGUAAAAAGUCGCAAACAAAUUCUCUACCAACAACAAAAUACUCAAAUCAAACGCGAGUGCAUUUACAAGUACAACUAAAACAACAACAACAUAAUACAUAACAGUGACAAAAAUAAAAAAAAAAUACAUAUAAUCUAAAUAUUUAUGUACAUAUGUACUCCCAGUGUGAGCAAAAGCACCGCCCAACCCCUCCACUCCCACAGGAGCAAAAGCAGCACUCGAGUCGAAAGAGAAAAAAAGAGCGACGCACAACACUGGCACUGGCACUGGCACUGGCACAGGCACAGUGAAUAACAAUUAAACAAUAAAGGCGGACAAAAUACGCAAUACAAAAAGUUAAACGAACGCUGAGGUCGUCGCAGCAGAGCCAACAGAAAAACAGAAAAAGUAACAGCAGCAGCAGCAGUGGUAGUAACGGUUGAUAAGCGAUUGUUACGACGACUGCGACAGCGACAGCAACUCGGCUGUGAGUGCGUGAGCUCGCGCAGAGGAAAAAGCUUCAAAGAAGCGCCCAAAAGCCAGAGAGCAGACAACAGGAGUUGCAGCAGCAGCAGCAACAACAAAAAAAAACAACAACAACUGAAAUAGCAGCAACAACAGUAGACACGCUUCAUGCAGAGCAAUAGAACGCAAAAUAUCCCACUACGAAAUGGACGCUUUGGAUGCCUACAUUGAACCUGCAACCGCAGGAACGUUAGAGACAGCAACGGCGACCACAAGUAAGUCCCAUCUAACUCAGCUACCAGAUGAUGAGGAUCUCAAAUCAGACAUUCCGUACGUUGAGGAUCAGCAAGCUGAGCAAAAGCCGCCACACGCUGACAAGGAAGGUGUUGAAGGUGCUGAUGCUGUUGCUGAUGGUGGCGAUGAUAAUCCCGAAAACUUUGAUUCUGCCCUGCUGCCAUUCACCAAGACAGAGUGUGAGCUUAGCGAUUACACGUCUUGGGACGAGGUGCAGGAUGCCAGCGAUGAGAACUAUAUGGACGACAGUGGUUCGGUACUAGGAUCGGACUAUAGCUCGCCGUAUACGGCAAACAGCUGUUCGACAACUAGCUACUACCAAAAGCCGAAACAGCCCAAUGGAGAUCUAUUGUUGAGACCGCCCUCACAUACAAGCUUUCACUACAGUUAUCCAUCGCCAUUGCCACCGAGGCCACAGCCGGGGCCGCAGCCACACAGUCCGGUCUUACAACUGCAGCUGCAACCGCCGGGAAGUAACAGCGGUCGCCUCCAUGCCACCUACGCACAUUCCCAACCAACGCACUGUCAGCUGCCGGGCUUCUAUCCGAAUGCCAACAUGUGGUAUCCAAACGCACCGUUCAAUGUCUCUGCUGGAGGGUCUAACGAUGCGGGAGGUCAGCCUGACAUGUACGUCGGUUACGCACAUGGCGCAUAUGGCAGUCCGUAUGCGGGGCAUCCGAGUCAUAUGCAUUCGCAUCAUCCGCACCAUGCCCAUCAUCCGCAUACGCAUCCGCACCCGCACCACCAGCACCCGCACUCACACCCACACGAGACGAUGAUGGAAAUGUUUCAGCUCUCAAAUAGCGGCCGUGAGGCACGAAAUCGAGCUGAGAAGAACCGUCGGGACAAGCUAAAUGGUUCAAUACAGGAGCUCUCGACGAUGGUGCCCCACGUGGCCGAAUCACCGCGUCGUGUUGACAAAACGGCUGUCCUCCGCUUUGCCGCCCAUGGUCUACGGCUAAAGUAUGCUUUCGGUAAGACGUUGCAACAUCAACGACCGCAGAUAACGGAUACGUUGAUGAACAUGCUCGAUAGUUUUUUUGUAACUUUGACGUGUCACGGCCAGAUACUGUUGAUAUCAUCAAGUAUAGAGCAGCAUUUGGGACACUGCCAGACCGAUCUGUAUGGACAGAAUAUACUGCAGAUAACACACCCUGAGGACCACAGCAUGCUGAAACAGCAGCUUAUACCAACCGAACUGGAGAAUCUCUUUGAGGCGCAUGCCGAGGGCGAUGUGGGCGAUGGUGAGACGCGACAACGCAGUAAAUCGGAGGAAGAGUACAUCGAUCGAAAGCUGAGGGAGGAUAAACGAAGUUUUCGUGUGCGGUUGGCACGCGCUGGUCCACGCUCCGAGCCAACCGCCUAUGAGGUGGUUAAGAUCGAUGGUUGUUUCCGUCGCAGUGAUGAGGCGCCUCGCGGCAAAUCCAGCACAUUUAGCUCCAGCCUGCAACUGAUACGUCGCUCAAGGGGCCGUGACGACACCAUACCCCUGCACUCAAUCAGCGGCAACGAUAUAGUACUCACUGCCUGUGCGCGAAUCAUCCGCCCACCGAAGAUCGCGAGCCGUUUAAUCGACGCUAACGCGCUAGAGUACCGGACCCGACAUCUCAUUGAUGGCCGCAUAAUCGACUGCGACCAGCGUAUUGGCAUCGUAGCCGGCUAUAUGACGGAUGAGGUGCGUAACCUUAGUCCCUUCACGUUCAUGCACAACGACGACGUACGCUGGGUCAUUGUGGCGCUGCGACAGAUGUACGACUGCAAUAGCUCGUACGGAGAGUCCACUUACCGGCUAUUCACCCGUAAUGGAAACAUUAUUUACCUGCAAUCGAAAGGCUUUCUCGAGAUCGACAAGGAGACGAACAAGGUGCACAGUUUUGUGUGCGUCAACACAUUGCUGGACGAGGAGGAGGGCAAACGGCGCGUCCAGGAGAUGAAAAAGAAAUUCUCUGUGAUUAUAAAUACAAAAAUACCACAAUCCACCAUGGAUGUGCCCGCCUCAGAGCAUCCAGCUCAGCUGGAGAAGGCUGUCCUGUGUCUCAUCCAGAAUCUGCAAAAGACGGCGACGCACGAAUACCAGGAAGGCGAUGACGACGAUGAGGACGAUGAGAUCGAUGAUGAGGAUGACAACGACGACGGAGACGGAGACGGUGAGGAUGCCGAUGAUGAUAACAAGACUGUGGACAAGUUCAGCGAUGAUGGUUCAGCAAGCCACAGAUCGCGGCAUCACCAUCAUCAGCGAGACCAACCACCGAAAACCCAGCAUCAGAAACUCAAUUCCCUAUUCCUGGGCAGCUCCUUGUCCAUGUCGCACGCUCGUAUGGCCGCGGCACAAAAUAUGGCCAGUUCCAAGACCCCACCAUUGGCGCUAGUUCCUCCCGAAACUGCCUCCGUCAAGUCCUCAAUUUCGAAAAGCGUUACCGUCGUGAAUUUUACAGCAGCAAAGCAUCUGCGUGGUCCCCAACAGUCCGUCAAAUCGCCCAGCGCAAUGUCCACUCUUCUCGAAGGCUGCAAUUGCCAAACCGGCAGUGAAAUCGAUUGCGAUUUCUGUCAGAGUCAGCUCGCCCGUGAAGCUCCAUCAUCGGCGUCAGGAGCGGCUACGUCGACCACAGCAACAGUGAAGCGCACCAGUAUUGGAGACGCUGAUGAUGUUAAGCCAUCGAAGCGUAUUUUUAUGCCGAGCCUAGAAAUCGAACACGUGCUGAGCAACUCGCUCGUUCAGAUCGAGCGGACGUUGAAUCAACAGCUGAACGUGGCGAAGGAGCUGCGAGAUCAGGGCAACCGAUUUGAGGUGCCAAAUGCGAAUCAGCGCAUAGACGAGAUUAUGGAGGAACACCAAAAGCAGAGCGAGCUGUACGUGAAUAUUAAGAGCGAGUAUGAGGUGCAGCUGCAGAAUAAAGGACACACAACGAAAUCAGAAUCCGAUCCACAUGGCAGUAAUACCAGCGGCGAGGAACAUCUAACGCCACGCUGAAUGGCUUAGUGUCACGAAAUUCACGAGGUUCAUUAAAAGGGUUUCACAUUGGACUUAGGUUUCUUAUCCACAUGCGGCUUUCAUGUGAUAAAUGUGGAAACAACGGCAACAACAAACAAACAAACAAACAAACGCUCAAAACACAAAAGCCAACAAAGAAACAGAAAAUUCAAAUAAAUUUAAAGCAAAUCAGAAAAUUUUGAAAAGGUCUUAGACCUACAAAUGCAUUGAUUUGCGAGCGGCAACUACAAACUAUAGAAUAUACAAGUAUAUAACUGAACUUCUACACUAUAGUGCUAUGUAUGUACAUACCUAUGUAUUACUAUUUAAAGCAGCGGUGUGUAAAUCAAUAUUUUAUAGAGCAACAAAAACUAAGAGUGAGCAUAAAACAUACAUACAUACUAAAACGCAAACAUAUGUACAUACAUACUUGCUGGGCCAAUAUUGAGAUGUCUAUGGACAUUUUGUGGAGCCUGAAAGUUUGGUUAAAUUUGUUAAUUUUGCUGUUUGUUAAUUCAGUUUACAGAUCAGUAGUCGUCAGUCACACAAUAAUUUUUACACAAAUAAACAAUUAUUAGGUUA